This is a messenger RNA of Penicilliopsis zonata CBS 506.65, 807 nucleotides long. RefSeq lists its product as hypothetical. Gene Ontology annotation, biological process: ribosomal large subunit assembly; cytoplasmic translation. Gene Ontology annotation, cellular component: cytosolic large ribosomal subunit; ribosome. The transcript has 3 exons. The coding region runs from base 24 to 626 and encodes 200 amino acids. Lineage: Eukaryota; Fungi; Ascomycota; Eurotiomycetes; Eurotiales; Aspergillaceae. The record is from RefSeq and is a predicted model, not a curated record. Gene Ontology annotation, molecular function: RNA binding; structural constituent of ribosome.
AAUCUUCGUCCCCAGCAGCCAAUAUGUCGGACUCUACUGUUGGCCAGACGAAGCAGUUUGGAAAGGGCCAGAGGACCGUUCCGGCCCAGAAGGCCCAGAAAUGGUACCCCGUGGAUGACGAGUCGCAGCCCAAGAAAGUUCGCAAGACUAUUCGUCCCACGAAGGUUCGGGAGAGCCUCCAGCCCGGCACCAUCCUCAUCCUCCUCGCCGGUCGCUUCCGUGGCAAGCGUGUCAUCCUCCUCAAGCACCUCGACCAGGGUGUUCUCCUCGUCACCGGUCCCUUCAAGAUCAACGGUGUCCCUCUCCGACGGGUGAACGCUCGCUACGUGAUCGCCACUAGCAAGCGUGUGGAUAUCAGCUCGGUUGACCAGACCGUCCUGGAGAAGGCCUCCGUCCCCGAGUACUUCACCAAGGAGAAGAGCAAGGAGAAGAAGACCGAGGAGGCUUUCUUCAAGCAGGGCGAGAAGCCCGAGAAGAAGAAGGUUACCAGCGCUCGUGCCACCGACCAGAAGGCUAUCGACCAGACCAUCCUGGCCAGCAUCAAGAAGGAGACCUUCCUCGAUAGCUACCUCGCUGCCACUUUCAGCCUCCGGAACGGCGACAAGCCCCACGAGAUGAAGUGGUAGAUGUGCGACGCGGCGGCCGCGGGUUCGGUAAUAUGUGUGGAGGGAUUUCACGAGGGGUUUGGCUAGCUUGCAAAAAAAAAAAAAGGCUCUCUCUCUCUCUUUUAUCUCCCCCAUCGUGGUCUCCGUCCCCGUGGGUUUGGGGGGAGAGAUGAAUUGCAUAUCUCUUUUGCAGCGCAGGAGG